UCAACGUGUUCGUGCGCAACGUGGACCUGCCCCAGGGGUGCCUCUCGCAUACAUAGGUACAUCUCCCGGUGACGAUUUCUGUUUAAAAAUAUCACUUGCCAGCGGAGAGCAUGAUGACAACAUAGAGCCAAUUAGAGUGAGAGAGAAAAAGUGUGCGUAAAACAGAAAACGAGCGACAGAGAGAGAAAAAGUGAUGAUAUUUUUGUUUAUAUGCACGGCGCUUAUAAAAAAGAGAAAUAAAUAUUAAAGAAAAAAAAACAUAAAAAAUACUCAAUAUAAUUACCAAAUUGUUUACAACGGUAGCUUAAAAAGUCUUCAAGGUGCCGCCGUUAAAUUCAAAAUGUGAAAAGUGCACUAAAUACACAUAACAUUUGCAGCAUCUAAAGAUUCAAUUGGAUUCGGAUUAACAGCUGGUAACGCAAUAUACAAGAUCGAAGUAAAUUAAAAACUUAUACUCAUAAAAUGAAAAAUAACAAAACAACAACAUCAAGUGGAAAAGAAUAAACCAGCGAGCAGCACAUAAAUUUAUAAAUAAAUAAAAAAAAUAUAUAUACACAUACAUUUGUAGACUAUUUGUGUGUGUGUUGCCGACUAAAUAUUAAAGAGAAGCAAUCAAAGAGCAAAAAUAAAAACAGCAAAAAUAUUUAAAAGGUGAAAACAUAUCAAGAAAUUAGCCCUGUCAACCAAACGUAACAAAAUUAAAGAAUGAGUACCCAAAGAUGUGUAUACACGUGUCUGUUUGUGUCGCUUGUAAUAUCCCCCCAUGUAUGGUAAUUACCUACAAAUGAUGGCAUCCCUUGGCAUUGAUGCUUGACAUUUUUUUAUAAAAUAUGCAAAUGAGUCAACGCGCUGCCGCCAGGGAAUUUGAAUCAGUGCUUCAGUUGAAAAAAAAAUGCAGGGACACGUGAACACGGAAUACAAACAACAACUGAUUCAGAUAAACGGAGAGACAUUUUUCGCAUUGUAAAUUAAAUUCCCAAGCUUAAAGUGUCAACGACGCGUGGCAGCAACAGCAGCAGCAGCAGGACUAUUAAAAGCACUGCUCACAGUGUGAAGCAUAAGCGGAAAGGCAAGCAAAACGCGACACAAAGUCAAAGUCACGCCCGCACUGGCAAGGACGACGGACGAGGGAGCAACAGUGUGUGUCCAAGUGAGUGUGCUCAGGUGUGACCCUGCAACAGCUACAACAGCAACAACAACAACAAAAACAACAAAAGCAACAACAGCUAACAAAACAAUUGCGGCAACACAAUUUAUGUUACGGCAAAAGUUGCGAGGUAAAUGUUUAAAUGCUACGCAGCCGACUAGCCACAGCCGCCAGGUAGCCUCCUCCCCCGAUUGGAACAGCAAAUAGAGUAGCAUCCAUGAGCGCCGCAGCGGCAAGGCUGCUGUUGCGCCUGGAGCAGCCAGAGCCGGGCGUAAUGCCGCCACCGGCACCCGCCGAAUAUGAUUGGGCGCCCAUCAGCGUGGAUCAAUUUCUGGCCAGCGCGACGGGUCGCAGUCAGGAGGAUGCGGUGCGCUAUGAGCUAACGGAUCCGCUGGGCAGCACUUUGGCACCCUUGAUAUACGAUGUGGGCCAGCGUCUGCUGUUCAAUGGCAGCUCUGCCACAAAUAAUGGCAACGAUACGUACACAGAUCUCUUUCCGCAAAUGGAGGAUAUGGGCGAUGAGCCGAACUGGACGCGCAUCUGUGAGGAGGUUUACAAUCCGCAGCUGGAGAAUAAUCGCAUCGAGUUUUGGGUAUGCGGCGUCAUACUUAACAUUGUUGGCAUACUGGGCAUACUGGGCAAUGUGAUAUCCAUGAUAAUCCUGUCCCGCCCCCAAAUGCGGUCCAGCAUUAAUUAUUUGCUAACUGGCCUGGCGCGCUGCGACACGAUGCUGAUUAUUAGCUCCAUGCUGCUGUUUGGCAUACCCUCCAUUUAUCCAUAUACGGGCCAUUUUUUUGGCUACUACAACUAUGUGUAUCCGUUCAUAUCGCCGGCAAUGUUUCCCAUUGGCAUGAUUGCGCAGACCGCCAGCAUCUAUAUGACCUUCACCGUCACCCUGGAGCGCUAUGUGGCCGUCUGUCAUCCGUUGCGGGCGCGUGCUCUGUGCACCUACGGACGCGCCAAGAUAUAUUUCAUAGUGUGCGUCUGUUUUUCACUCGCCUACAAUAUGCCACGGUUUUGGGAGGUGCUUAGGGUGAGCUAUCAGCUGCCCAACUCGACCGAUGUGCUGCACUGCGUGCGGCCCUCGCCACUGAGACGGAAUCCGACCUACAUUAAUAUAUACAUACACUGGUGCUAUCUGAUUGUGAACUAUAUAAUACCCUUCCUCACGCUGGCCAUACUCAAUUGCCUGAUCUACAGGCAGGUGAAGCGUGCGAAUCGGGAACGCCAGCGGCUGUCCAGAUCGGAGAAGCGUGAGAUCGGGCUGGCCACAAUGCUAUUGUGUGUGGUCAUUGUCUUUUUUAUGCUCAACUUUUUGCCGCUGGUGCUGAACAUCUCGGAGGCGUUCUACAGUGUGAUCGAUCACAAGGUGACCAAAGUCUCGAAUCUGCUUAUAACGAUCAACAGCAGCGUUAACUUUCUCAUUUAUAUCAUAUUCGGCGAGAAGUUCAAGCGCAUUUUUUUACUCAUUUUUUUCAAGCGACGCCUGAGUCGUGACCAGCCGGAUCUUAUACACUACGAGAGCUCCAUUUCGAACAACGGCGACGGCACCAUAAACCAUCGCUCGUCCGGCCGCUUCUCGCGACACGGCACCCAGCGCAGCACCACCACAACCUAUCUGGUCGCCACGGGCGGCGGUGGCGGCAACAGCUCACUGAACAGCGUGCGGCUGACCCAGGUGUCCGGCUCGCCCGGUCUGCUCAAGAUCAAACGGAAUCGGGCCCCAUCACCCGGUCCGGUCGUCUAUUAUCCGGGUCCACGUGAAAUGCAUCGAUCCGUUUCCACCAGCAACUCGACAACCAACAAUAAUACGGCGCUCGGCUACGACUGGACCGUGGAUGGCAAGAAGUUGGGACACGUCUCCUCCGGCUUUUGAGGCCGCACAAGCACAUACAGUGUAGUGUAAUCGCUAGUCAACUAGUCUACAUAUGUAAAUAACUAUACAUAUAUAUAUACAUAUAUAUAUAUAUAUAUAUACAUCUAUUUAAACAUGUUUUUAGUGUGUAAAUCUGAGCGCGCCAAGCGUCGCGUUACUUUGUGAUAAGCGUUAAGUGUUUCUCUCCAUUUUCUCUACUUCAAGUUCUCUUCGACAGCUCUAGCCGUUACAUAACCAAACAAAUAGCUAAUAGGCCACACAAAAGGUACAGCAAAAUUUCAGAAAAACACGCAAAUAAUUUGAGAGACGGAAAUUUCCUUUUAAAUAAUACCCAAUACACUUUUUAAUUCAUUUUCGUUCUACCUUACAUGAAUACGUUGUUUGUUAAUAUACAAAAUAUAUUUUCCUGGCAGUUUUCUGGAUGAAAGACUGACUUUAGAUGGACGGCAGCACAGAAACAGAUUGAGCAAAUAGCUAACCGCGUUGCUAGACUGAAUUGGAUAAACUAGAGCUAAACUAGGCAUAAAACUAUUUUAAUUGAA
Molecule: messenger RNA, 3565 nt
Organism: Drosophila montana
Lineage: Eukaryota; Metazoa; Arthropoda; Insecta; Diptera; Drosophilidae
Gene: FMRFaR
Product: FMRFamide Receptor
Exons: 2
Coding region: 1365-3023 (552 amino acids)
Biological process (GO): G protein-coupled receptor signaling pathway
Cellular component (GO): membrane
Molecular function (GO): G protein-coupled receptor activity
Source: RefSeq, a predicted model, not a curated record